AUGCCUAAGGCAGUAAAAUACUGUAUACCAUUGCCGCUGGAUAAACUCUGCGGCGCAUCUCCGCCCCGUGAGUUCAACGCUCAGGCUUCACUUGAGCUCGAUCGACAUGUCGCUCAAAGCAUACCCCCCGGGCAUCCGGAAAGUCUAGAAGACAACGCUUUGUCACAGUUUUCGAGUGAUAAUAUUACGUGGAAGUGGGCUAAUCCUAGGCUUCUGGAGGCUGAUAAACAGGAGUACCACAAGCAGGAGAACAAUAGCCAGACUAUCCUAUAA
Fusarium fujikuroi IMI 58289 is the source of this 273-nucleotide messenger RNA. RefSeq lists its product as uncharacterized. The transcript has 3 exons. The record is from RefSeq and is a predicted model, not a curated record. The coding region runs from base 1 to 273 and encodes 90 amino acids. Lineage: Eukaryota; Fungi; Ascomycota; Sordariomycetes; Hypocreales; Nectriaceae.